This is a messenger RNA of Saccoglossus kowalevskii, 1387 nucleotides long. RefSeq lists its product as uncharacterized. The record is from RefSeq and is a predicted model, not a curated record. Lineage: Eukaryota; Metazoa; Hemichordata; Enteropneusta; Harrimaniidae. Gene Ontology annotation, cellular component: 9+0 non-motile cilium; cytosol. Gene Ontology annotation, biological process: spermatogenesis; acrosome reaction. Gene Ontology annotation, molecular function: intraciliary transport particle A binding.
GGACCAUAUACUAAUAAUAAUAACUUUAUUACUCUACCGAACCAUCAACGGGUUCAGUAUGGUAAAUAAAAAAGUAUUACAAGACUAAGACAACUCGGGCCGUCGCAAGCAGCUGAAUAAAACUGCUUUCAUAUGCCACAAUGAAAACACAUUUAGUUGAUGUCAAAUAUCAUUGCUAAACGUUAAUAUACCGUACGAUACACGUAAGACAGGUCGCAAAAUGAAAAUAAUACCAAGGUCCUUGUAAUGUCUUGUCGAGCGAUAUUGUCUUAAAACCUUAAUAACAUUGUUUUAAAAAAUAACUUGCGAACGAGGCAGAAAAUCACUUCCGGGUAGAUUCCAACAUGGCGAACGGUUUGUUUUGAUAAACAGUCUACAGGUCCCAGUGUUGUAUGUGUCAAGAAUGGAUUCUGAGGGGCGGAGCCAGAGUGGAGAGAAUGAUUCAUAUGUUGAAGAUGCAAUAAAUGCUGUACUUAACAAUGCUGAACAGACGUAUGAUGAAUUCAUCAAUGCAUUUACAAUACUUACACAUGAAGAUGCAAAUCAAUAUGCACCACAAGGUGGUGAUAUCAGCAAUGGAAGAAACCUGACAAACAAUGGUACUUUACAAUCUCACCAACAAUCUGCAGUUAAUGUAAACAGUGCACAACUGACUGAACCCAAUAAUGAUGACUUACAGGAAGAGAUACUGGAUGAAGGAACAAUAGCACCAAGUAUUUUAAUGAGGACAUCGGAAACUACUGGUGGAAAAAUAUUGAAGGUGGAUAAUUAUGUGGACGACGAGGGAUGUUCAAGUUUAAGUAGUGUUAGUAGUGAUACUGAAAAUGAUGAUGAUGUAGAUUUAGACUCAACAUAUCAACCUAGUAGCCUUACAUUAAAUGCAAAUACUGGAGACAAGGGUCCAAGCCUGCAAGAGGAUAACAAAUCAGCGUCAUCAAAUACUGAACUGAAUUAUGAUGCUGAUCACCGUCCCGAGCUCAGCGGCAGUGUUGCAGAAACCGCUCAGUCUUCAGCGCUCAUAUGCAGUGAUCCCCGGAUGAUUUCUGCAACUGAUGAAAAACAAUCAUUUACAAAUGCAAAUAAUUCAGAAGAUGGUAUUAGUAAAAUGACAUCAUCUCUAUCAGCAGUAGGUCAAGGAAGCAUUGUGGACAGAGAAUCUGAUGAAUCAGAGUUAGAGGAUAGUGAUGGUACAGCUGCAUCCUGCAGUGAGGAUAAAAUACUUCCAGGGGAAGCAGAAUACAUUCCAUUGACACCAACAGAGGAUGAAGUGACUAAUAGAACUUUAUUAGAAAUAUCAACCAAAAUAAAACAUGCUGCUAUGGUAACAGAUGAAGAAGCAAACAUUGGUAGUACUAAUGAGGUAUUCCUUGUUGAUCAAUCUGAUUAA